Clunio marinus is the source of this 189-nucleotide messenger RNA. The record is from the annotation of a GenBank genome assembly. Lineage: Eukaryota; Metazoa; Arthropoda; Insecta; Diptera; Chironomidae.
AUGUUCAGACAUAUUUUACAAUUUUUAAGCAAAGAGAAAAGUAUUUAUAGGAAGCUUAGACAAAAGUUCGCAUUUGAUGCUCAUUCUUUAGAAAAUAAAAAUAUUCUAUGGGUUGAGACUCUAUUUCACGAAAUUCUGUCUGUUGUAUUAGCAAAAGCGGGCUCACAAGUACUUUAUCAACAACAAUGA